GCUGGCCGCCAAACAACUCGCGAGCAUUGUACGUACAAGCAGCAAUCGGGAUGGAAUAUGUCACUCAAGUCACGCCGCCGACUGUGGUGCCGCCAAGCAAGAUGUCCAGAAUACCGCCAAGGAUUGCCGGCAAGGAGGAUAUCGCGCCUGCCGGACAGCGACCGCAGCCGAGUCUGCACAAAGCCAAGAGCAACGUUCAGCUUGCCACGCACCGGACGCCGCUGCAAGAGAAUAGUAACGCCCGACACGAGCGAGCAAUGUCAAAUGAAGGCUUCAUUAGCGCAGGAUCAGACACAGAGGCGAGCGCACUUUCGCUGGGACCACGCAUGAAGAAGCUCAGUCCAGCACCGUGGGACAUGGACAAACAAGCCGCGGGAGCGCCUUCGAGCAAGCUACUCGCAUCCCCGUUUUCCGCUGGCAAGCCAAAAGCGCGUCACACAGGUCUCAAAGCGAUCCUCACAAAGUCUGACGAUGGCCACUCGCAAGAUGACACGACGAAUUGCUCCACUCCUAAGUCACCAUCCGCAAAAUCUGUCAAGUCGUCUCGCAGUAGGAAGAAUUCGAUGGCAAGUUUGAGCGAUGCGGGCCAUUCGCACCUCACGACAUGUGCCGAUGCUCCGCCGGUACCCCUCCUCAGAGAAAGCAAGUACGUCUCACCUUCAGGUGCACGGCCAGAAGACAAGAGCCUCUCGCCAUUUUUCGCGCCAACUGCCAGCCCGACACCUUCAGCAGCUGUGUCGCAUCGCACCAUCAGCGAGCCACCCUCGCCUGCGCCGCUGCCAAGUCCAUCGCUGCAGCCCGCGCCCUUGCCUGCCUAUGAGAUGCCAAGUUCGCCCAUCGGAAGCGUCAUGCCGAGCACGACACAGACUGUGCCGACAUUCAAGCUCAUCUCGCUGCAUGACGCUCAAGCGCUCGCAAGGGACAAGGCCGCUGCUGCCGUAGCUGCACGCAAAGCAGCUAACCCAGACUGGGACGACGCCGCGCCUCUAGACGCGUUCUCGGGAGAUGAGAACGCCAUCACGAGGGGCUCAGCGCCUAGUAAGGCUACAAAAGCACACCGAAAGACUGGCUUCUUGGGUAUGUUCAAAUCCAAGGCAGAUGAAGAUGACAUCUCUUCGUGGCCCAAACUCAAUAUCAACUCGCCACCAUCGCCCAAGCCAUUCCCAGAGCUCGCCUUGCCUGCCAUCAGCGAGCCGGUCUCUCAAUCCCCUGCGCAACUCAGCCCGCCCGUUCUGCUUUCGCCCGGCGGCACGACCUCGCUUGAACCGCCCAGCUUGACCUUGCGUCCCGUGUCGAUGUUCUCAGCCAGCACAUCAUUCGGUCUGUAUCUGGACGAGAACAGAGCGGAUGGUAUAGCAGAAGAGAGCGAAUUGCCUUCGCCUGCUCUAUCGGGUCAGGACGAGCUGUUACCUUCGCCUUCUACUGCCGCCUCUUCGCUGGGUCCCUCUUCAAUCCAAUCAUUUGAAGUAAAGAAGCCGUCAAGUUCGACCGACCCGGCCGUCAUGGCUCUGUACGAGCAGAUCCUCAAGGCUCGCAGCUCCUGGCGAAGUCAGAUGAAGGUACUCGAGACGCAAGUUGACAGUCUCACGACCGAAGUCACGCGUCUCCGUCAAGAGAAAUCAUCACCGCAACUCUGCAAACACUGUCAUGCUGAUUUAUAAGUCAUACAC
Molecule: messenger RNA, 1670 nt
Organism: Mixia osmundae IAM 14324
Lineage: Eukaryota; Fungi; Basidiomycota; Mixiomycetes; Mixiales; Mixiaceae
Exons: 3
Coding region: 102-1661 (519 amino acids)
Source: RefSeq, a predicted model, not a curated record